Eupeodes corollae is the source of this 498-nucleotide messenger RNA. RefSeq names its product craniofacial development protein 2-like. Lineage: Eukaryota; Metazoa; Arthropoda; Insecta; Diptera; Syrphidae. The record is from RefSeq and is a predicted model, not a curated record. The coding region runs from base 1 to 498 and encodes 165 amino acids. The transcript has a single exon.
AUGCAAGGUUCCACCCAAAAAUUCGCAACUCCACAAUCGUUCAGUGUUAUGCAAGACAAAACCGCGUUCUACACUCAUCUUAACUCGGUUUACAGCAGUGUUCCGAGAGCCGAUAUCAUAAUCGUCAUGGGAGACCUCAACGCUCAAGUCGGUGCAGACAAUUACGGUCUGGAACGAGUUACGAUAAAAAAUGGCUUCUGGUCACGUAAUGAAAAUGGUGACAUGCUUGUCGACUUUUGUAACGAAAAUCUUCUUGUAAUUGGUGGGACUGUAUUUAAACAUAAGACGUGCAACAAAGUCACAUGGGUGCACCCAGAUGGUCAUACCGAAAAUCAAAUUGAUCACAUCAUGAUUCAGCAGCGAUGGAGGAAGUCUAUGUGUGAUGUCCGAAAUAUAAGAAAUGGUUGUCCUGAGUCUCAAAUUAAAAACAGCGGCUGUAUUAAGGCAAUCGCAGAAUGCAGAAAGAAAUCCAAAAUUCAAUACGAAUGCUUUAAGUGA